GCAGAGCCGAGAGAGACACGGUGCAGAGAGGAGGAGGAGGAGGAGGACGAGGAGGAGGAGGAGGAGGAGGAGCAGCUAGUGAUGCUACGGACAGAGGAAUAGAGGGAGAACAGGAAUAGAGCUGCACGGGUUGGAUGGUGACAGUGAUGAUGAUGAUGAUGAUGAUGAAGAGGAUGAUGAGGAGGAGGAGGAGGGGUGAGGACGAGGGAUGCUCCGCUGCAGUGUGGCUCGUCGUGCGGGGGUAAAACCUCGGGUAUCACCGGGAGUUUAACGAAACGCUAUUCUGAGGAGGUGGGCCAAGUCCCGGGAGAGAGAGAGAGAGAGAGAGAGAGAGAGAGAGGACCUGCAGACUGGAUGUAGUGAUGUUGUUGCUGCUGUUGUCAGUGAUGUGAAGAUGUGAAGAGACGUGAAGGAGCUGAUGAGGAGUCGUUUCUGCUCCUGGACACAUUUAUUCAUUUUCUGCAGCUCUGGAGACCCGGUGGCUUCCUGCCUGUUGAGAUGUGCCAGUAGGAAACACGGAGAACAGGGGUUCAUGCUGAUGAAAUUGAUCUGCUCAGUGAGCUCCAACCAGAGCCAUGGGGAGUACCCAGACUGCCGCAGUGAGAGGGAGUCGGGAGGGGAGGCGUCUCUCCUGGUGUCUCCGCUGGUGGUGGCGGGGAUCGUUAUAGGUCUGGUCCUCUUCCUCUCCUGCAUCACCAUCAUCGUCGGCAGCCUCCGCAAAGACAGUCGACUCCGCAACCCUCACCUGCGAGCUAGCUACGGACCAGAUGGUUUUUCUUACGGAGGUUCAGUGGGAGAACUGAGGUCGACCUGCUUGGAAGACUUUCCUCCUGGUUUGGACUUCGACUCGUACAGAGAGACGCUGUCGCAGGUCAACAUUUACCCGGACUCACCUCCACGUUACGACGAGUGCGUCGGCCCGGGUUUGACUCACAUCUACAUCCCCACAGAUGACCCUCCUCCUUACUCCCUGUUCGACCCCUGCCAGCGAGGGCCGGAGCAGGAGGAGCAGCCCGGCCGCACCAGCCCGGAUCCUUCUCCGCACUGGGGAGAGACCUCAGCCAGCGCGGGCUGGUUCUCCCCCUCCCACUACCCGCUGGGACUGCAGGAGCAUCAACACAUCGCAUCCAUCUCCUUCCCCCCGGAGGCAGCGCCGCCUUAUGAGUCCGUGCUGGCCGAGCAGGGACGCCCCCUCCCUCUCAUGCCAUGUGACCUUUAUAAACACCAGUCACACAGGGGGGACGACGGCGGCUCCCAGCAACCGGAGGCGAGCCACAUCUUGUAGGACGCUUGAUUUGUUUCUUUCACCUGCGCUGGUGCUUGUCCCCGGUUGAAGAAAACAACACCUGUGGUGUGAGGCACAAAAUGGCGGUUGCAGGAGCAGCUGUGACACCAAACGAUGGACACUAAUGAGAUGCACACAUCUGCCACACAGUUGCUAACACCUGAUGAGCGUCAGCGUCUCAGGGGACGGACACUCAGCCGGGACGCCAGUCUUCAACCUGCAGUUUGUUUCUGGACUCACAUCUUAUUGUGUUAAACUUUCUGAAACGACUCAAACUUCACCCCAGUGACGCUGUUUUGGACAAUUACUCCAUCUGGUUGUAUCACUAUUGUGUAGUUCCUGGUUUGUUUGUUUUUACGAUAGAGUAUAUAAGGGCCACGUUGAAGAAAAGAGAACUGGAGAUUUGGAGAAUAAAGUCGUAGUAUUAUGAGAAUAGAGUUUUAACAUAACGAGAAAAAAAGCAAUAUUAUUAUGAGAAAAAUUCCUUGUUACUUAUCUCCUAAAAUAAAUAAAAAUUUCUUGACUUGGUUACUGAUAAAAUUCUAACUUUUUCCUCAUAACAAUGCUACUUUAUUCUUGUAAAAUUAGAACCUUAUUUUCCUAAUAUAAUGAUAUAUAUUUCUUCCUAAUAUUUCUUAUCAGAUACAACUUCAUUCUUGCAAUAUUACGAGUUUCUCUUAAAUUACGACUUUAUUCUCGAAAUCUCACAUUUAGCUUUUUUCGACAUGGUCAGAUUUUUCAAAAUUUUUGGACUGUUAAAGGUUUUUAUUGUUAUGAUUAUUAGAACAGUCACAUGUCACGUUUGGAUUUUAGGCUGAAUUCCUUCUACGGAACAUUUUAAUCAUCGUUCUGUGUAGAUGAAAGUGAAGCUGACUUCGUAGAGUGUUCGUAGGAGAAAGAGUGUGAACAAUGUCAGUGUGGUCAGUGUAGUUUAAGGUGUACAUAAGCACACAGAGUUCCCCCCCCCGUCCUGUUUAUUAUGGUAUGAUCCUCACGUAUCCGUAUGAUAAUUGAACUGUGGUGAUGUUUAGAGAAAAGCCUCUUUACACCGUCACUGUUUCCUCGUCUCUGUCGUGUUUAGAGGGUAAAAGUCGUAUCUUUAGGAGAUGAGAAAUAAUCCAAACUAUUUCCCCAGUCAAAGGCUCUGGUUUAAAUAUCAGUGCUGUAACUGACCCCCCCCCAGCAGCAUAAUGUAGCUCGGACCCUCCUCCCUGACGAGGCGUAGGGUUGAUGCAGCACAUGAAACUGUAGAGCUUAACGCACUGGUCACUGGAGAAGUGGAAGUUGAUUGGACGAAGAAGCAGCUUUGCUAACAGCUGCAAAAGCAAAAAUUAGCGCAUGUCGGCGAAAUGAAUUAAUCAGAUGCAGAGAAUAAGAAUCGGUUGUUUUCUUGAUAAAUUGAUGAAUUGUUUGAUCUAUAAUAUGAGUUAAGGGGGAGGAGCUGUUUGGCCUUUUACUUGACUUAUAAUAACUUGAAAAAUGAAUUACAUAUUAUUAUGUAGAAACCAUGGAAAGUGAAUAAAGAUGAAAAACACAUUCUCACACUUGACCAAUCAGGUUUCACCACGUUUUCAUGUUAAAAUGACUAAUUAAAACCAAACUUUGCAGAAACAUUUGUAGGAGAAACUUUAAUUGAACUCGUGGAUCCAUCUGCUAGCAUGGGGGAGGUGGCGUUUACGACCUAUUCUAUAGGCAGCCACCAGGGGGCGAUUGAGCUGUUUUGGCUUCACUUAAGCUGUGAUGUCGUCCAGUCUUCGUUCAAAAGCAACAAUUCUGUUUUGUCAAUUUCAUUGGAACGUACAAAUUCUUGCCUGUCGAAAAACAUAAAAUUUGAGCAAAAUUACGAAACAGUGAAGAGGAACUUUUAGUUUCAGUGACGUGUUAGAUGAGAGUUUAAAUGUUUGUCUUUGACUCUCGAAUCACAGCUUCUCGUCUCGUCUACGUUUCAACCUCACACUCUUCUUUUACCGAACAUUUCUACGUUAACGAUCCAGCAUGACUUUGUAUAAAUUAAUGUUUUGUCGGACACACUGGAGAAAGACGUUAAUCAGGGCAGAAUCGAACGUGAACCACCAGUUCAGUGCUGCCGGCGCCCGGGAGCUGAAACCCCCCCGCGGCUGCGUCACUUCGGAGUGAGCGGACGCAGAACGCCGAGGUUUCCCUGGAGACACUAAGACCUGUAGACAACAUCACUCUUCAUCACCAGUUAUUGAAGCAGGAAGUCACUUUGAGCCUCAGCUUCAACAACGAUGCAAAUGUAACUUUAGAAGAACUCGUCCAGGUUGGUUUGUCCCGUGGUUUUUUUGUCGUUUGAUUUGAAUAAUAUUCCUCGUGCGACUCUGUUUUCGUGUUUAAAGAUGUGCCUAUUAGCCUCAGACUGUUAGCUUGGACCUUGUAGCCAUAAAUAUAAUAAUCUCAAUGCAAUUAAAGCAGCGCUCUGCGCUGUCGUAUGUUUGGUUGUGUCAUCACGUGUUGGUUUUCUCACCUUUAACCAUCGAACCCCUGUUGGAUGAAGUUCGAUGACAGAUUUGAUUGAUUGAUUUGAUCUCGACUGUUUCCAGCUGUUGAUCGACCGUCAGCUUCCUCCUGUCGUCUUGUGGUCGAGUCCCCUGCACGAUUCACAACCGUCGGUUUAUCGUCUCGUUUGUUUAACUGUCCGAGUCACGAUGUCGUCAGUUUUAGUGUAAAUGUCAAUAAUUGAUUUGUUUGUAUUGUGAUGCAUCAAAGAUCUUUAGAAUCAC
Hippoglossus stenolepis (Pacific halibut) is the source of this 4026-nucleotide messenger RNA. It is a transcript of the gene bean1, whose product is annotated as brain expressed, associated with NEDD4, 1. The transcript is spliced from 5 exons. Lineage: Eukaryota; Metazoa; Chordata; Actinopteri; Pleuronectiformes; Pleuronectidae. The coding region runs from base 419 to 1285 and encodes 288 amino acids. The record is from RefSeq and is a predicted model, not a curated record.